Molecule: messenger RNA, 2082 nt
Organism: Sarcophilus harrisii (Tasmanian devil)
Lineage: Eukaryota; Metazoa; Chordata; Mammalia; Dasyuromorphia; Dasyuridae
Gene: IQANK1
Product: IQ motif and ankyrin repeat containing 1
Exons: 15
Coding region: 76-1944 (622 amino acids)
Biological process (GO): regulation of barbed-end actin filament capping
Cellular component (GO): nucleus; cytoplasm
Molecular function (GO): protein binding
Source: RefSeq, a predicted model, not a curated record
GAACUGACAGACGCAGCGCCGGGCAGGAGGCGCCCCCGUGUGGGCACGCCGAGCCCUGCAGGGCCGCGCGCGGGCAUGCGCAUUCACGCCGCACUCUCCCGGAACCUGAGAGCCCGAGAGCGCGCAGGCUGGCACGAACUUGGUGUUGCCGGGAAACCAGCCCCAGCCGGCAGCGGGAGGGGCGGGGCGGGCCGCCGCCCAGUCAACUCCCCCUGUCACAAGAGGAUGAGUGGUAAAAAGCGGGGGGUAAGAUCUCCUGCAGUAUCUCGGAAGGUGACAAAGCCUAGCCCUGGGCCUAAAUCAAGGGCACCUCCUGGGAAGUCAGAUAGUGGUGUUACUCCUUCACAGACCACAGAAGCCUUACCUUCCGUUCCGGACAAACCCACUCCACCCAAAGAGCUUUCUCGGGAAGAUCAAGCAGCAAUCACCAUUCAGUGUGCCUACAGGAAGCAUCUAGCACAGAAGGAAAGAACCCGGCGAAUAAAAGAGAAGGAAGAAUACGCAGCCUUGAUGGACAAGCUACAAAAGGAGGCCUUCCUGGCUAUGGUGAAGCGGGAGCAGGAGCAGGCUCGCAGGGAACGGGAGAAGGAGGAAGAGCAACGGCGAAAGCGGCAGGAGGAGCUGAAGCGGCGGAAGCAGAUGCUGGAAGCUGCGUUUGAGGGAGAUAUAGAGGAAAUGAAGGCUGUACUGAAGGAGGUAGGGGACGUGCUGAGCCGGGAGGGCGUGGGCCACGAUGACCGCGGGAAGGCUGUGAGGCUGAAGAGUCACAUGGCCAUGGUGGAGUGCGCAGACGCCAACGGGAACACGCCGCUGUCCGAGGCUUCAGGGGGGGGCCACCCUGCAGCUAUCAAGUUCCUCAUAGAGAACGGUGCCCACCCCAACUGCAAGGGAGCCUUCGGUCGCACCCCUCUGUACAGAGCUGCCUUUGGUGGCCACCUGGCCGCAGUGGAGAUGCUUCUGCAGCAUGGAUCAGACCCACGGAUCUACGCAGAUGAUGGAAAUACUCCAGAGCAGGUGGCCUCCCUUGAUGCCGUGGUAGAUGUCUUGAGGUCCUGGGACAUUAAUCUCACAGAUGCCAUGCUGAAAAAGAUGGAGGCUGAGCAGCAGCGCCGGGCCCAAGAAGCCCAGAAGCAAAAGGAGGCAGAAACCAAGCGAAUGGCUGCCAAUGUGCAGGAACUACAGAAGGAGCAGGAGCGUUGUCAAAAGGAGCUGCAAAGAGCCUACUGUGACCUUAACAGGAGGAUCACAGAGCAUGACAAAUGUGAAAGGAAGAAGAUGGAUAAAACAGAGAUUACUCUGCAGGCCAUCAAAGAUGCUGAGACUCUGGUGGAUGAGUUGCGGCUAGCAGCAGAGAAGGCAGAAGAGAAGCUGGCACUGGCUCGAUUGGAGCUGAGAGAGCAGACCCAAGAGGAGGAGGGAGAGCUACCCGGGCUGAAGUGUCCAGUGGCCGAACUUCAUGAUGUAUUGCUCAAGGAUGUGGGUGAUCGAAUUCAGGCUGAUGGGCGGUGGCCUCUGGUUAUUGAUCCCUCAGGCCAAGCAGCCACAUUCCUUCGCUACCAGGACACCAACUAUCUGGACACCCUCAACCCAGCCCAUAUGCAGCCUGACCGUGUGCGCCUGGCAUUGCUUGGGGCCCUCAGGUUUGGAAAACCCCUCGUGUUUGAUAUGCGUGAGAUUGACAUGUUCGAGACGGUGAAAAGGCAGUUAGACUCCAUCCAGCCGGAACUGGCCCAGGAUCUUCUCUCCAAGAAUUUGCUAAACAAGGACAAAUUCCUGUCUCUCAUUCGCCCUGGGGAUGGUCCUGAGUAUAACCGCAACCAGUUCCAGAUCUCUCGGACCAUUCAUUUCAAGGUCUUCUUCGUGACAAAAACCAAAAGGCCACCAGACUCUCAGCUACAGACCCUACUCCCUAUCCAGGUGCUACUGCCCAAGGACCGAUACUAGGCAUCUUACAACAAGAAGGGGCAGGGUAAGGGGCAGGGUGGGACUGAACAAUAAACUGAAUGCACAGGUUUUGGGCACUGUCCAUGGCUAGGAUUGGGAAGAAGAGCUUCACAGGAGGAGGAGGAUGGAAGAUGCAUG